AUGUCAUACUCCAACACAACCCUCUUCAUCAACCCCUCCUCCUUCAUUCUGCUGGGCAUCCCUGGCCUGGAGGCAGCCCACGGCUGGAUCUCCAUCUCCUUCUGCGUCAUGUACAUGAUAGCCGUCUUGGGGAACGUCACCAUCCUGUUCAUCGUGAAGAGGGAGCCAAGUCUUCAUGGACCCAUGUACUAUUUCCUCUGCAUGCUGGCCAUCACCGACCUGGUCCUGUGCACAUCCAUUGUGCCCAAAAUGCUGAGCAUCUUCUGGUUCAACUCCAGGGAGAUCAAUUUCAGCGCCUGCCUCACCCAGAUGUUCUUUGUUCACUGCUUCUCCACUGUGGGCUCAGGGAUCUUCGUGGCCAUGGCGUUGGAUCGCUAUGUGGCCAUCUGCAACCCCCUGAGACAUUCCACCAUCCUGACAAACCGCAUGGUGGCCAAGAUUGGCCUGGCCGUGCUGCUGCGUGGUGGCCUGCUCCUACUGCCCUAUCCCUUCCUGGCGAGUCAGUGGCCAUAUUGCAGAACCAACAUCAUCCCCCACUCGUACUGUGAGCACAUCGCCGUGGUGAAGCUGGCCUGCGCCGACAUCCGCGUCAGUAGCUACUACAGCCUCUCUCUGGCAAUCUUUCUGACCGGCAUGGAUGUGUUUUUCAUAGCAGCAUCCUAUCUCCAGAUCCUCAGGGCCAUUUUCAGCCUUCCCACCAAGGACGCCCGGCUCAAGACUUUUGGGACCUGCGGCUCCCACCUCUGUGUCAUUUUAGUUUCCUACAUCCCAGCUCUCUUCUCGUUCCUCACGCACCGGUUUGGCCACAAUGUGCCCCUGCAUGUCCAUAUUCUUAUCUCCAAUGCGUACCUACUUGUGCCUCUCAUGCUGCACCCCCUCAUCUUCGGAAUGAGAACUAAGCAGAUCCGAGACAGGCUGAUCCGACUUUUUUUCCAGAAAAGGAGCGUCUACAUU
Messenger RNA from Pelodiscus sinensis (Chinese soft-shelled turtle), 954 nucleotides. RefSeq names its product olfactory receptor 52R1-like. Gene Ontology annotation, biological process: G protein-coupled receptor signaling pathway. Gene Ontology annotation, cellular component: plasma membrane. The record is from RefSeq and is a predicted model, not a curated record. NCBI's taxonomy places the organism in Eukaryota, Metazoa, Chordata, Testudines, Trionychidae. Gene Ontology annotation, molecular function: G protein-coupled receptor activity; olfactory receptor activity.